Molecule: messenger RNA, 4254 nt
Organism: Anopheles coluzzii
Lineage: Eukaryota; Metazoa; Arthropoda; Insecta; Diptera; Culicidae
Product: leucine-rich melanocyte differentiation-associated protein-like
Exons: 5
Coding region: 401-1294 (297 amino acids)
Source: RefSeq, a predicted model, not a curated record
ACCAAGGAGCCCUCGGCACGGUCUGCGUCACUUGGUCUGUGGCAGCAACGCAAGCAAGUGUGUGGUAGCACGCGACAGGAAGCGCGCGCUUAUCGCGGCUAAAACUACUCGGACUAAAAAGGGCACACAAUCGGCCACAACGGAUUCGAUUCGUUGCAGGUUUUAAGCAUUCGCUGUGCUGUGUUUAGUGUUGUGUUUCGUUAUGCUGCUGCACCCAGCACGAUCUUGGGAAACAAUCGUUUGAAUGUAUUUCUAAACUAAUCUAACGACAGCGUGCGUUUUCUGUAGAUCGUGAAUAGCAACGGUGAACAACAAGCAGAGGCAUCUUUAAGUGAAACGAUCACAAUUGUGCAGAAUUCUGACAAAUUGUCCCAGAACAUCGUCCUUAUCAGUAUCAAUUAUGCAAACCAUCGGCUACAAUGAGCGAUUUUUCGUCGACAAUUACUCCACCAUGGACGAGGACGAUGAGCUGUAUCUGAGCUACGACUGGUCAUCGGACGCGAUGUCGAUUAAAAGUGCCGGAAGUGACUCAAGCAAAUCGGAUGACAUUGACCAGAACGGCGAGCGGCUCUCGUUGGCUUACGAACGAUUGUCACAGAUCCCGCGCAAAAUCGCCGAGAAGUUCUCCCGCACGACGACGAUCCUCGAUUUGAGCUACAAUGAAAUCAAAGACCUCUCCUUCCUGACACACUUCCGGCAGCUGAACACACUCAUCCUGGACAAGAACGUACAGCCGGACGAGCGAACGCUACCGACCCUUCCCAACCUGGAGCUGCUCUGGCUCAACCACUGUGAUAUCAUUAACCUGCAGAACUGGAUCUAUCGCAUCCGCGAAUGCUGCCCCUCGCUCAAGUACCUAUCGCUGAUGGGUAACCCGGGUGCGACCUCCUCCUUCAACGGCAACUCCACGCUCGAACACAACGACUACCGGCUGUUCGUGAUCAGUAUUCUACCGCAGUUGCGCUACCUGGAUGACGCAGAAGUGACUGCCGCCCAGCGUACGCAGGCGAAAAGCUUCAAGCACAGCUACAACCUUAACCAGGGACCGUACAACAUCUUCGAGACGGUAGGGCGUCGUCAGCAGCCGGUACUGCUGCCAAGUGGGGUCGAUGCUCUAACCACAACACCACCGGUAACAGCAACAGCAACGGUUAAGACAACGCCAACGACGACCUCGACGGUAACAUCAACCUCUAAGCAGUCACCAGCAGCUUCAACGAAGGUGUCCAGCACAGCGCAGAAGAAACCCCGAAAGCGUCGCAACGGUGCCACACAGUCACAGGGAAAUUCGUAAUUACCUUCCCUACACGAGGCACGGAAGGUGGCUAGAGUUGCAAGGUGUGCUUCCAUUUAUUUUUUAUAAUAAACAAUUGACCUCAAAGCAUUAUACGAAUGCUUUGUGCACGAUUACAGCAAAAACAUAAACAACGCCAAACUGUUCGCAUUAUUAGGAAGAUUGUUUUGAGAACGAUCACGUAGCGUGACCCCUUGUGGUUGGGCUAGAUAGGGCUCUAGUCUAGCUGCCCCUGCUUGGAGCUGGAGCUGUGUCUGUGUGUGUUAGAGAGCGUUUUGUGGUCACCGGUCAAUGUCCCGUGGCGGGGAGCAGUUGGGAGCUCUGGCUAAGAAAGUUCUUGAUUGUAAAUGACGUCAAUCGGCUGUUGCUGAUUGUGCUUUGAGUUUGUGUGCAGCAGUCGUCGCUCAUCUGGCAUCUGAUAUUUCAUCGCACUGGUCACCUUGGUGGUGUAAUCGAAUCCACGCUCUGCUCGAAGUGGCCCCGUGUCCCGCGAAGGGAACAUCCCGAAGUGCCCUGGCCUCAUCGAUCCACAGGUGAGAUUGAAGGGGGGUUUUGGUCACGUGCUGGGUGAGAGUACGGCGCAGUUAGCCGGAGGUUCGGGGAAGUUCCAGGGAAGUUGCUAUUUUUAACAAGAAAGGGCACAUGAUGUGCAUACGCCAUGCACGUCGGGUGCAUCCAUUCGGGUGCUCACUACUACCGUUGGCAUUGAAAGCCGACGCAACCCGAACUGGUCCCAUUAUGCAAGACGCGUGUGCUCACGUGUGGCCCUGAUGUACGCGUGUACUUGGUGGACGACUCAUCGGUAGCGCAGCAGGAAGGGUAGAUUUUACCGAUUGAUACCGGUUUUGCAAUUGUCACACCGUGGAGUGCUGAUUUUGCUAGAUUGUGGAGUAACAAUAGACCACGAACCCGGAGGAAGCGAACGGGUACAAACCCACAGGGGGAAUUAGCACGAUCGAAAACCAUGUUGUCAUCUUCUCUCUACCUCCAAGAGUGUGCCUUUAAUUCGCGCCUGACUGCUAACUGAGAGUGGACAGACAACCAGUCCAAAACGAAUCCUCGGAAGUGACUGUUUGCCUAAAAUUAUCAUUAAUUUUUGAGCGACUAAUAAUAAAAAAAACCAUCUAAUCAAUACAACUGUGCUGUUGAUACCAAAUAAGCGCUCGUGUAGUAUAUGAUCGGACAUUUAUGUCCACCACUGUCCUCAGCCGAUUGCUGUAAAAUUCCACUCAACCCGUUGUACAGUGUUGCCAACAUUUGAAUUACAAAGUGGUCAAGCAACGCGCCUGUAUCGGGUCGUCUGUCUGACCAUAUAUCCCAAUAGAUACAUCGAUCCGGCGUGAUAACCGUGAUCUACCCGCAUGCCAAAUCCGCGAUCCGUGCAGUGCGCGAUCAUGUGCUUUGCCCUUCGCGUACCAGAUGCGCGCGAGAGCGUGUGCCCUUCAUGUGCAACUGCGAUUCGCGACCAGGGGGCCUUUUGUGUGUACCCGAAUCGAUCGAUCGAUCAAUACCGCGAUCACUACCCAUCUAAUGGUAGUGCUGGUGGUGGUGGUGUUGGUGGUAGAGCCGCACGAGGUUGUGUUUGUUUUGCGUUAGACGGAGCGCGCAAAAACACGCACACAAGCGCACAAGUGACACCACACCAUGCUCGAGUCGGGGCCGAGCCAGUCAGUCGAAACGCAAUCGAGAAGAAACAAGGCAAGCAUUUCGGUUUGUGAGGCCGUUGCGGUCGUCCACGCGUGCUCCCGAGGUGGCGUAACCUGAGGUGAUUUGAGAUUCAAAAUUUUACAGUUGUGCUGCUGCUGUGUGUAUGCGUGUGUGUCACCCUAAGGGAAAGGGAAAAAGGAGAAGGGGUCAAAGGUGCGGUUUGGCAUUUGCUAAUCGAUUUUUAAACUACCGGUGACCCGUGAUGAAAGUAAUAGCAGACCAAGACCUGUGGUGUGGUGUGCCGUUGUGACCUAUUGAAAUCCAUCCAGUGCAAGUGCAAGUGCGUGUCUGCAAAUGCAAAUUUACAGUGAGAGGCGCCUGUUGUUUUUUGUGUUCUACAACCAACGCCACAGUAACGCGGUAAAAGGCGCACGAGGCUUGACAGCGUGACCGCAGCAGCAGCAGUGUCGUUUGUGUUGUGCCAGCUCGUGCAAAAACAAGAAAAGCCUUUCGGUGGGGUUGUUGAGUGGCGGAGGGUUAGGGGGUUUUGGGGGAGAGCGGAAACCGGUUUUUUCAGCCACCCCGGAGACAGCCCUUUCGAGCCCUUUUCUGGCAGUAGUGUCGACUCCCCCCAGCUCGUACGGGGAUCCAGUGUGUCAAUCUCGGGCAGACGUACCGCAGCCAUUAGGAAGCGAAAACAAACUAAAAACCACUCACAAAAAAAGACGCAACAAACAAACAAAACGAAUCAAACACGCACACACAAACUGUCUCGAGUGCGCUCUCGUUGUCUUUCUCUCUCCCUCCCUUCCAACACGCAACAGACGACCGGAGUGCGUGACGUAAGCGCGAACCCGUGUGUGCGCGCCAACCCGUUCGCGAGCAACCGCGCCCGGUCGCGCAAAACUGUGCGACGCGUCGUUCGUUGCGGCUGUGUCUUUUCGCUAGUGCGAUAUCCAGGUGUGUGUGGUUGUUUUUCCUAUACCUCAUUCAUAAAACAUCGGCCGAAUUGCGUGGCUAGAGACGAACGCCAGUGUGUAGUGUUGUUGCGAUCGAAUGAUCUAAUGGUGAAGCAAGCUGGAGAAGAUCAACUUCCUCUCUGUGGCGCACAGAUCGAAUACACUCUACCGGACCACCGUACCCGCUGUAGCUGAAAGUCGUUUCAUACGUCCUGGACCCCGGCGAGGACACAAGUGACCUCGCUCGACCUAACAAAAAAAAAAUCAAACUUCUCGUGCCACACGCUUCACUAUCGCCACUAUCAGCAAAUUGCAAUUUAUGUUGUCGAAAAUCUAGCCCCCCCCCCCCCCCCC